CUCAAGGACUGGAACCCUGCUCGUGAGACCUUCACGAAGGAGACAACAUCUCUGAUGUACAACAACAACCCUGAUCGCAACAGGUGGGUUGCUGCUGCCUGCUACAACAAGGCUUGGGCCGUCAAGGACUACGGUGCCAUCUCGGACGUUGUCAGCAUGAAGCUGAAGCUGGGCGCUUUCCACACCGACUAUGACUGCAUGUACAUUGGCCGCCACAACCAGUUCUGGACUGAGUCUGACAACGGCUACAUCAACCUCGCCUAUGCCUACAAUGGAAACAUCUGCAGCUUUGAUGGAAGCACUGGUGAUCUUACCUGCAACUAG
Molecule: messenger RNA, 324 nt
Organism: Exserohilum turcica Et28A
Lineage: Eukaryota; Fungi; Ascomycota; Dothideomycetes; Pleosporales; Pleosporaceae
Exons: 2
Source: RefSeq, a predicted model, not a curated record